This is a messenger RNA of Carassius auratus (goldfish), 2512 nucleotides long. RefSeq lists its product as uncharacterized. Bases 1503 to 2129 code for a protein of 208 amino acids. The transcript has 5 exons. NCBI's taxonomy places the organism in Eukaryota, Metazoa, Chordata, Actinopteri, Cypriniformes, Cyprinidae. The record is from RefSeq and is a predicted model, not a curated record.
AAUGUUUAUAUUAUGUCAGCAAUAAAUAUAAUUUGUUAAUAGGCUAAAUAUGAACAUUUUGAUACCAUGAUUGACACUUUAUAAAUGAUUAAUGAGGUGUAAACUGGAUUCAGUUCAGAUUUAUUGAAUUAAGUGGCUAAUGUUUAUGUACUAUGAAUGUUUCUGUGUUUUGUCUAUAUUACAGAAUAGCAACCAAAAGCCACUACCGUUGUUUUAUAGGGGUAUAUUUCAUACAGGGCUAUUUUUGUGUGUUUUCAUUUAUUUUCUCUGUUGAUUUGGGAUCUUUAUAAUCUUGAGAAGGAAUGUGAUUUAAGGAGAAAUGUGUAUUAACCCUUUCUAAUCAGCCGAAUUUCACCCAAAGGGAGUGCUCAAUAGUUGGGCUACUGUUUUAUUUGUUUUAUUUAUUUUAUUUAAACUGAAUAGGCCAUUGUAACGAAAUAUUUACAGUGUAUUUGGAGCUUGUGUUAAUUUGAUCUCUUUUUAUAUUCCUUGUAAACUUGGUUUAUUAUAAUAUACUACACAGGGGGAAAUUUCACAGUCAUUUAAUGCUGUGUUUUCUCUUAAUUCAGUCGGAAAUAAAGAACCCCUGUUAGAUGUAUGGCUGUGCUGGAGUCUUUGUCAUAGUGUGAAGGUUUACACGGCCACAUAUAGGCUACAAAUUAUUUAAUGUAACAGCUGUACUGUUAGACCAAAAUUAUUUCCUGGAUAGGCGAUAAAGGGGUUACAUUUUAUGAACCUGUAGUCACAGAUCUCACCAUGUUUGUUUGAAGUUACGCUGUUUGCGUACCCAAUCAACUUGUAUGAUCGAGUUCAACCCUGACAUUGACAACAGCGCGGGUCACAGAAUUUGCUGUAAAACCGGAAGUCAACAGUAGACAUAUUAGUUAUUUUAUACUUUCGAACUGUUAAACUGCGCAUAUUUUCUAGUAUAACUGCACUGGACUAGCAUUUAUUUAUAUGCAUUAAAUUACAAAUAGACAAUGCAUAUCAGCUUGUGCCUUAUGAUCUUGAAUUGCAGAAUAUAUUUUACAUAUAUAGCACAAGCAUCUGAGAGACGUUCUUGCAUUCUGCGUAUACAUGCAGUUUGCAGCUUUAAUCACCUUUUUGUUAAUGUCAUGAUUUAGCUGACGACCGAACUUUAUGCUCAUAGUUUCUUGUGCGGGUUAUUUAUGAUGACGUGAAAUGCGCAACAUGAUCUGUGUACUGUUGAAGAGUGCGUCGUGAGCACACAUUAAAACGGCUGAUGAAUGAUGUGUGUUUUACUUCUCAUCAGAGCAAGGGUUACAGUUGUUCUUCUGAAGCUCAUUGUGGCUGCUGUAGAUUUUUCUUGCUCGUUUGAGCUGAAGCUCAAUCGCGCUUCUGAAAAUUCUCAAGUUUGACAUGCUCAUAAGGAAAUCCUGCUGUUGUAACUGUCAAUAGUUGUGUAACCGCCCUCCCCUUCAUUUUUUUGGUCUCACUUACUUUCAUAACAACAGAAACGAACUCUUGAUUUUUUUGUUAAAAUGAAGCUCUUUUUUUGGAGUGUUUUGCUUAUGCAUGGUGCUUCUGGUGUUGAUACAGACAGAGUGCCAGUGUCUGUGAUGGAGGGAGAAUCAGUAACUCUACACACUGGUGUUAAAACAAACCAACGAGACAGAAUCAGAUGGUAUUUUAAUGACACUCGCAUCGCUCAAAUGACUGGAGAUCAGAGUAAGAUCUGUACAGAUGUUCAGUGUAAUGAAGAUACUGAGAGAUUCAGAGACAGACUGAAGCUGGAUCAUCAGACUGGAUCUCUGACCAUCAUGAACAUCAGAAACACAGAUGCUGGAGAUUAUUACGUAGAGACCAUAAUCAGCGGCAACAUCAGUGAAAAGAUCUUCAGUGUCACUAUCACUGGUGGUUCUGGCUCAAAGGAAGUGCAAAUGAAGAGAAUGAUGGAGAUGGAGGGAGCAUCAGACACUUUAAACAAUGGUGCAGUAAACAAACAAGAAUCAGAUCAAGGUUCUGGUAAUUUAGUACCUGCAGUACCUGUGGCUGUCCUGCUGGUCCUGGCUGUUGGUGUUGGUGUGACUUACUGGUGCUACAGGAAGAAUAAACCAAGAAAAAGGAAUGCAAGUAUUACACAUGAAAAAGUACAGAUGAUGAUUUAAAUUUCAGAGAUGGACUGAUGCAGGAUGAGAAGAAUAGAUCAGAAGAAAUUUGAGGUUGGGUUUUAAAGACACAAUUUGGGCCCAGAGGGUGGAGCUCCUAUAAGUAAUAUUUACAAAUAGUUGUAUUUUCUAUACCUAUUGUUAUAUCUUUUUCAGUCAGUGUAUGGCUGGAAUAAAAAUACUUAGCAUAAAUUAAAAUAAUGUAUAAUUAUAGAAUACAUCUCAAGAUUUUAUGUAUAAAAUACCAAUUUUCCCUGUUAACUAGUUGCUAAUUAACAUACUAGCAAGUUCUGACCAAUAUCUCUCUGAUCAGUAAAAAUGUAAAGAUGUUGUGUAAAUAGAUACUUAUUUGAAUAAAAUCAAGCCAGCUGUCCAUUUUCAAA